Messenger RNA from Lingula anatina, 2713 nucleotides. RefSeq lists its product as uncharacterized. NCBI's taxonomy places the organism in Eukaryota, Metazoa, Brachiopoda, Lingulata, Lingulida, Lingulidae. The record is from RefSeq and is a predicted model, not a curated record.
AAAACGUUGAAUACAAGCUGUUUUGUCACCGUCACGAUUUCACUUUCUAUCAUGUUUCAUUCUCACCUGAGAAGGCGUAAUAUAAUGUCAUCAAUGUGACACUAAUAGGUGAUAUUGCGAAGUUAACAGGUUGCUUAGGUGCAGCAAAGACUGCUUGAAGUCACGGGGCGAGUUUCAUAUAUCAAAAUAAAACGAAGCUUGAGAUUGGUGACUUAAACAUAUGUGUUUGGAAUAUUUCAACUAAAACAGUUGUGUCUGAAACUGAUAGUUAAGUAUUCUUCCUGUCGUAAAUAAUAAAAUAGAGAAAUUAGUUUAAAUUUUCUCAUUCCGCAGUCCUCUUGAUAGUCAUGUAUAUAUGUACUGAGUCCGUAGUCAAGCAUUGAGCGUCAUCGAUAUGCGCUCAAACUUAUUUAUUCUCUGAAGACACUGUAUGCUAGACAGUAAAAUGUGGAAUUCCAAUAACUGAGACGUUAGCUGUUGCUUGAAAAGAAAACUAAUGUUUACUCCCUCUUUCACCUACCCAAUCAAACCAUUGUAAAUCUAGGCACAAAGAAAACUAUAAUUGUAAAGUAAAAAGUAUCAAAAGCAAGGCCCGAUUUGAUUCAAAUUAUAAGAAGAAUUUGCACCAACCCCCCCCCCUCCCCCCAGAACAAGAAGAAAGUAAUCUUGUCCGUGGUUUGUUGUGGUUUGGGGAGUCGCGCUUUGCAUAUUUACUAUUGUCCUUAAAACUUAUUUAAUGUAAAAUGACAUGAGAGCCAAAUACAUACCACACUCCUUUUUAUACGACAAGUGCCAAUUUAAAUAGGAGUUUAAUGUCGUUUUAGUUGCGGUUAUUUGAAUAUAUUCCAUGGGAGUACGUAGGUCAAUGUGUUGAACGAAAUGGCAAGAUUUCAAGGACGGGCUUUGUAGAUCCGCAUUCCGCGUUACUCAAGGUUGGAUAUUGACGCGUUAGACACAGUAUUGUAAUAGGCAUAAGAUCAGAAAUCUGAAAAUGCUGACAAUCACAAAAACAACAUCAUUGAUCAUUCUUUGGCCUAUUGUUGGGCUUUUGUGGCCCUGUCAAUUUGGAUAUGGGUCAUCUGUUUAUAGCACGUGGUGCGGACGCCCCCGUAUGGUCAACGUGACUGUGAGGAAAGACAUUUUACCAGGUGUAGCAGCUCCUACUGACAGACCCGGUCUGUGGUGUUGGCAAUUCACUGCAUGUUCAACAGUGUCAAGAUCUCCGACAUGUUUGUGUUUUGGUGAAUCAUACUGUAGAUGUCACGUGUGCUUGUCUCGUGCCAACUUGGUUUUGUCGCUUAGCAACGAGGACAAAACACGCGCAGAAGAUGAUAAUUCGAAGCUGAAAAAGAGCGAAGCAGUUUUCAAUCGAUUUGAAAGCAAGAGUGGAGCCGAACCGAAGAUAAAUUAUAGGCCUAAUGGCAUUUCUCUGAAUAAAACGCGCACGCCUGAGAUUGAAUUAAACAAACAUAACAACAGAUUAAGAAGGCAAUCAAGACGGGAUGGUGCUACCGGAGAGAGACUUUCAACCAGUAAUCUGACAAUCCCACCAGGUAUGCGUGUUUUUUCUCCGUGGACACCACAGACUCGGAUACCUCCGGGAAAACCAAACACCCCUCUUGGGCCGACAGGACCUAUUCCAGUGCGGCCAGGAGAACCACAAGAAAGACCAACGAUUCCUAGAAACGGAAAAUCUUCCCAAGCCCAGAACAGAACAUUGGCUUUGUGUAUUCCAGGUAAAAGUCGGGAAUUUUGCAUUGGAAGGGGCAUGCUUUCCUUCCUGAUGACUGAGACCCCACCGUUAAGGGGUUCGUUUUCUCUAUUAAAAAGCCGGGAUAGUUUAUAUCCUAUUCUAAAGGCAGAAAAUGGGAGACUCCAGUCAAGUCGAAGACAAGGAUCUAGAGGCCCAACAGAUACAAGUGGUACAGAUGGAAGCCAGAUAUCUAAGGAAGUUGUGGAAGUCGAUGUCGAUGACAACAGAGCAUGCCAAGGAGUUAUGAUGUUUAGUAAGCCGGAGCCAUGGCAAUAUACUCACGAUGACGUCACUGUUACCAUGGAACCAGUAGUUUUCGGGGGACAACACCAGAUGUUACCAGUCAGGAUUUGCGCAUGGAGGGUUCAGCAAGACCAAGAUAUAGGAAUAACACUGAACGGAAUCACGAGUUCUGCUAGUUGGACACAACUUUACCGUUGUUGCGGGAACACUGGAGAGUCCAACACGGGUUUCACCUGUGUGGAGGACUAUAGAGAGGUGCCCGUAGUUUACCAGUGCCAGGGAGGGCAGUGCCCGACGGAAUAUAAAGGUCCCGCACAGAAACUGCACCUAGUCAGUAUACCAGUGGCAUGUAUUUGUAAGAACAUUUGAGACAGUGGCGGGUUGGGUAGCGGAGUCGAGUGAGGAUGGAAUCACAGCGUGCAUGGACCCCUUCGCACCCCCCCCCCGAAACAGAGGUGACAUCUUCUCUAUCCUCAAAAUAGUUGAAGGAUCGAAACAUUCAACCGAGCAAUUUGUCCACCUUUGUGCCGUAUAUAUUUUGAUAUCAUUUGUUGAGAAAAAGUAGUUCCACUGACAAAACUGGAACAACUGAUUAUUAAGACAGCGCUGUUCAAAAUAUAAUUUUAUGGCAAUGAAACAUUAAACAAAUAGUUUACUUUUCCAGUUCAAUAAAACUAUAAGGAGAACCGGCAGCUGCAGUAUUGUAUGACGUGAUUG